AUGCACCCCACUUCCCUAAUAAUAACAUCCAGCUUAAUCAUUAUUUUUUUACUUUUAGCGUACCCCGUAUUCACAACCCUCACACCUCAACCAUCCGGAACCAAUUGAGCCCUCUCCCAAGUCAAAACAGCAGUUAAACUAGCUUUCUUCACUAGCCUCCUUCCUUUGGGCCUUUUCCUCAACGAAGGAGCAGAAGUAAUCAUUACUAACUGAAAUUGAAUAAAUACCCUAACAUUUGAUGUUAAUAUUAGCCUCAAAUUCGACCACUACUCAAUUAUCUUUACCCCAGUCGCCCUAUAUGUUACAUGAUCAAUUCUUGAAUUUGCAUCUUGAUACAUACAUGCAGACCCUUACAUGAACCGAUUUUUCAAAUACCUCCUAGUCUUUCUAAUUGCUAUAAUUACCCUAGUUACAGCAAACAAUAUAUUUCAACUUUUUAUUGGCUGAGAAGGAGUAGGCAUUAUGUCCUUCCUUCUCAUCGGCUGAUGAUAUGGACGAGCCGACGCAAAUACUGCUGCCCUCCAGGCAGUUCUUUAUAACCGAGUCGGGGAUGUUGGACUAAUUUUCGCCAUAGCAUGGAUAGCCACAAACUUUAACUCUUGGGAAAUGCAACAAAUAUUUGCAGCCGCCAAAGACUUUGACCUUACCUUCCCACUUCUAGGGCUGAUUAUUGCCGCUACCGGUAAAUCAGCCCAAUUUGGACUUCACCCAUGGCUUCCCUCUGCCAUAGAGGGUCCCACACCGGUCUCUGCCCUACUGCACUCCAGCACCAUGGUUGUUGCGGGAAUUUUUCUCCUAGUCCGAUUGAGCCCUCUAAUGGAACACAACCAGACGGCUUUAACCGUAUGUUUAUGUUUAGGUGCCCUAACGACCCUAUUCACCGCUACCUGUGCCCUCACUCAAAAUGACAUCAAAAAAAUCGUUGCAUUCUCUACAUCUAGCCAAUUAGGCCUAAUGAUGGUUACCAUCGGAUUAAACCAACCUCAACUUGCCUUCCUUCACAUCUGUACGCACGCUUUCUUCAAAGCAAUACUCUUUCUAUGCUCAGGUUCAAUCAUUCACAGCUUAAAUGACGAACAAGACAUUCGCAAGAUAGGAGGUAUACAUCACCUCACUCCUUUUACAUCCUCCUGCCUUACCAUUGGCAGUCUAGCCCUAACAGGUACCCCCUUUUUAGCAGGCUUCUUCUCCAAAGACGCCAUCAUUGAAUCACUAAACACAUCACACCUUAACGCCUGAGCCCUGACCUUAACCAUUUUAGCCACCUCUUUUACAGCCAUUUACAGCCUCCGAGUGGUGUACUUCGUCUCCAUGGGCCACCCCCGAUUCAGCCCCAUAUCCCCUAUUAACGAAAAUAACCCAGCAGUAAUCAACCCAAUCAAACGACUAGCCUGAGGUAGCAUCGUCGCCGGUCUCCUAAUUACCUCAAACAUUAUCCCUUUAAAAACACCUGUCAUAACUAUACCUCCCCUUCUUAAACUAGCUGCCCUGGUUGUUACCAUCUCAGGACUGUUAAUUGCCCUAGAACUAGCAUCUUUAACAAACAAACAAUUCAAACCCCUCCCUCAACUAACCACCCACCACUUCUCCAACAUAUUAGGCUUUUUCCCAAUGAUCAUCCAUCGCCUUACCCCUAAACUAAACCUCACCCUUGGCCAAACAAUCGCCAGUCAAAUAAUCGACCAAACCUGGUUAGAAAAAACAGGACCCAAAGCCAUUAUUUCCUCUAAUAUCCCCCUAGUCACCACAACAAGCAAUGCCCAGCAAGGAAUAAUCAAAACCUAUCUAACCUUAUUCCUCCUCACCCUCAUCCUUGCCACACUAGUAUUUAUCUUCUAA
Molecule: messenger RNA, 1839 nt
Organism: Siniperca chuatsi (mandarin fish)
Lineage: Eukaryota; Metazoa; Chordata; Actinopteri; Centrarchiformes; Sinipercidae
Source: the annotation of a RefSeq genome assembly